AAGCAGCGUUUAGUUCGUGGGCGCCUGCGCGCAAGUGCAGUCACAGAUUCAGAUACUCGCGGAUGCGCGAUUCCCAUACACCAUACUCAAAGAUACCAAAAUACAGAUACGGUGCGGGUCAAGAUACGAGUUUACUGGGUUGCGUCCAUAAAUACAGCAUCCCAUUUCCAUUCUCAUACAAAAAAUUGCAAUAAAAGUGAAAUUUUUAUUGAGUGUGUGUGUCCACAAAUAAUAUAAAAAUCACAAUCAGAUUUUUUGUUUCCAUUUUUUCUUCGAGUGUGCUAAGAAAGUGUUAAGAUAAAGAUUGGUUUUUUUUCUGUUUGCCAAAUUGCCGAAGAAAUUCUUAGGAAUUUCAGGUAGUCACUCGGUGAUUUCUCGACCAAUAAAAUCAAUCACUAGAGAAUCGGAGAAAAGGAGAAUCUGAAGAUCGUCUCACCGACAGAGAGAGAGAGAGCAGGGGCGUAAGAGAAAGAGGAUUAGAGAAGGGUGCUCCUGAGACACCUGAGAAUUUUCCUGGGAAAAAUGGCUCUUCAGCAAUGGCUCAUUCAUAUCCUGAUUCUGGGAUCUCUGAUGACGUCCUCUGGGGUGAUAGCCCUGGAGAGAGCUGGUUUUCCGGCCCAACCGGCGGAUCAUCUGGUGCCACCACCUCUCCCCUCGCAUGCUGCCCACCUACCUGCCCUGCCUACGCCCCAGAGGCUGACCCACGCCACGGCGGGUCUGGGAUCGGCUCCGGUGGUGGCGCCAUCUCCUUCGGUGAUUACGGAGCCCGGCUUUAUGACGCGAGUGGCCAGGUGGUUUGGUCUUGGGGGAGCUCCUUCGCCAAAGGAUCAGCAACUGAGUCCCAGUAACUCCCUGAGCUACGUCUACCCGAAGCCAGGACAAAGUUUCGACGCCAAUAGUGGCAAGCCUUGCAGUCUUUGCAACAAAUAUCCUUGGGUGCCGAUGGUGGGGCAUCAACAGCUACAACAGCAACCUCAACAGCAACAAGCAUUGCAAGUGCAACAACAACAAUUGUGGCAUUUGCAACAACAACAACACCAGCCUGUAGCCCAGGCCUCCCAGAACCGGCAGCGGGCGGUACAGUUCCAGAGUACUCCCCCUCAGAUACCCAACUUUCUGCCCCUGGCUGUGCCCAUGCCGCCUCUCUAUAAUGCCCAGCCCUUCCGUCCCUCAGUUCCCAAGGAGAACAUCGUUUCAGAGUCUGUGGCCGUUCCAGUGGCAGGACCUAUACCAGGACCAGUGUCAGUAUCAGUUCCAGUUCCAACACAUCCACCUAGUACCUCAACCUUCGAAAUCGUGAAAAGCCAUCAGGUCACGGACUUUGUCACCUCUGUGGAGUAUCCCGCCACCUUCGUGCAGUCCCAUGCCAUCGACCUGGGUGCUGCGACCAACCAGAAGGUGAUACCCGAACAAUCUGAGCCAAGUACCGUGAGAUACCAGCUGGAGGACCUCGCCAGUGGCCAGGUGCAUCAGCACCUGCCGGCCUCCCAGCUAUUGACGGAACUGGGGCACUUUGUGGAGACCACAACCGUGUUGCCGCCACCUCCGGCGGACAACUAUCCGGCGGCCUCGUCCCAGCUGCAGCACCUCCAGCAGGAGCAGGAUCAUGAGCAGGAGCAGGACCUGUAUUACGCCGAACAGGAGGAGACUAGUACUCUGAUUUAUGGUCCAACCACGACGGAAGCUCCAACCACAACGAUGGUUCCACAGCAACCUCCGCAGGCCAUAGACUUGAACAACCAUCUGGUGGCUGGGAUGCAAAACUACAGACAGGGUAUAUCUCGUGGCCGGGAGACCCCGAAGCGGCUACUAGACUCGCCCAUCAACCAUGCCGGCGGAAGACCCUUCACCCGCGACCCUGCCGAUCUGAACUUCCGCUUAAGCCAGGCCUAUACGCCCACCCAGCCGCCCACGCCCACCUCCACGUAUGGGGCCAUCGAUGCCAGUGGCCAGUACGCGGGGAUGUCGCCUCCGAGUCCGAAGCAGGUGAUCAUACCAUACACUACGAGGCAGAGGCCCAGGCCCUUCGAGAGCUGGACCCCCCUGAGACAUCACCACUCUUCGAACGAUCUGGAGGAGGAGCCGCAUGAGCAGCAGGAAUCCAAGCUAGCCACUGCCACGGUUACGGCUCCCAACUCCCGGAGGACGACCAAGUACCUGACCAAGAUCCUGGCCUCCAAUCUAAGGGAGCUGCUCAAACGCGAGAGGGAGACCAAGCGGCUGCCGGGACAGAGCCUGGGGGUGGACAUUUCGAAGCUGCAGCAGAACAUAGACGGGUGGACGGAGCAGGAGUACAACUCGCUGUCCCAUCGACCCAGUACACCCACCAUCCGGGGAAGAUCCAAGCAUAUACCCCCCGAGUAUCUGACCACGACGACGACGACCACCACGCCAGCGCCACAGCGGCAGUCCAAGACCACCAGGGGCGAGGGCUUCGAGCUGGGCGGGGCUCCUCCCACGGUCACCGGGGAUCUCUCCACCUCGAUCAACAAUCUGGAGCAGCUGCAUCUGCUGGGGGAGCGGGGAUCGAAGCGGUUCCAGCACUUGGACGACAAUCGUUUGCAUUUCGACUACUACGAUGCUCGGCCGAAGCCCACGCCGGCCAUGGCCUCCUCCACGUCCACCAGCACACCAGCACCGCCGACCACCACCACUACGGAGGUCACCCCGCUCUAUGUAAGGAGCACCACGCCGCCCAAGGAGCUCUGGAAACAAGUCCAGGUGGCCAUUCUUCCCCAGACCAACGAGAAGGUCUACGUGGUGACGCCUCAGCCGCCGACAGCUCAGCCGCGCCACAAGGACCACCACGAAGCGGAGGCCUCGGCGCCCAGGCCAGUCUAUCAGACUCCAGCUCCCAGGUUUCCUAGGAUGCGACCCACGCCAGCUGGCGAAGUAAAAGCAGCCACGCCCACUAGUUCAUCGCAGCUGAGGAACUAUACGCCGGACAUUUUUGGUCUAAUGGGUCUAUCCGCGUAUGUUCCGGCGGAGCCAGUGGAGAUAAUCGAUGGAAACUCCAAAGUCAUCACAAUAGUGACGUCAGCGCCGACGGCGGCAGCGCUGCAGCGACCCACACCGAAGCCUACAAUUGCGCCUUCGCCGAGAUAAAGGUCACAGAGGUCACAUGCCCCUCCCUUCGCCCCUGUUGUAAUAUAUUUUUUCACCAAGCCCCUGAGAAAAAAAAAGCAGGAUACGCCAGGAUGUGCGAUCAUAAGAGUUGUAGUUUUAAAAAAUAAACAAAAAAAUCCUUUUUAGGAAUCAAAGUUAGAUUUUAUCUGCAUUUGGUAGCUUUAUAAACAAAUAGAUAAAAAAAAUAAAUAAAAUAAAAAUAUUACAUAAAAGGAUAACAGGAUCGAAAGGACUCUAUGUAAUGUUCCCCUUAGUUUAUAUUUUUUGUUUUUUUUUUUUAAUUGUGUGUUUUAGCAGUGUUUGGCGCUCUCCUUGUUUUAGUUCA
Drosophila bipectinata is the source of this 3451-nucleotide messenger RNA. RefSeq names its product proteoglycan 4. Lineage: Eukaryota; Metazoa; Arthropoda; Insecta; Diptera; Drosophilidae. The record is from RefSeq and is a predicted model, not a curated record.